AUGCUGAUGAGUGAGCUACCAACGGUGCCACCUUUGGGCCACCAGCGCGAACCAGGCUCCAUGAGGACUGCGCUGCCUUCGAGGCCCAUGUCCUCCAAGCAUCGUGACUCGUCCUCACAACGACAGUCGUCUGACCAUGAUAGCCGUGCGCGACAGCGCCAUGAUGGCAGUGCUUCCCCUGGUUUGAGAACCAGCCCGUCCGACGAUGGCGGGAAGUUGUCGCGAGGUCCCAGCCCCGUCCUAAACGAUGCAGAAUCAACUGCAAAGGUCAAAUCGACUGGAGGAAACCUUCCCGGCCACGGUGGACAGGUCUGCAGGAAUACAGCUCGGCCGACAAGUCUCAAAAAACCACCGAAUGUUGUUGCCGCUGGAUCAUCCCGCUCUACGCCGCCGAAGCCGACAGUUUCUGGACCCAAGUCAGCCUCGAACGUGAAUUCUUAUGUUGCUGCUGAACAAAUGCCUACCGGCACCUGCCCUGGUGGCGGACGAUGUAAUGGAACUGGAGGUGCCGAGGGAUGCAACGGAUGCCCAGCCUUUAACAACAGGGUGUCGAAAACUGCCCAGCUCAACAUGAUGCAAAGAUCCAAAGGGGGCUGCGGAAGUCGAGCAGAUUCAUCCAAUUCAGAACCUGUUCCUAUUGAUGUAAAUGCUCUACAAACACAAAGUCAAGAUUCCAUGGUCAUUGCCUGCCAAAAUUGUGGAACUACUAUUACACCUUUAUGGAGAAGGGAUGAAAGCGGGCAUACCAUCUGCAAUGCUUGUGGUCUCUAUUAUAAGCUGCAUGGCGUACAUCGGCCAGUGACGAUGAAGAAACCAACAAUCAAGCGACGGAAACGAGUCAUACCUGCCGCGCAGGAUGAAGAAAUGGAAGAUAUGGCCGAGUCACCGGAGGCACAUAAGGUGGAGGUAACUCCAGAGCGAGGAACUGAAAACGAAGAUGGAUCAAUCAACCUCGGAACCCGACGUCGACCAGAGGCACACCCUUUGACGAUUGAACCCCAGCCUGCAGUAAUGAGAUCCAGCGGUCAGGUAUCUCCGCUACCGUCAACGUCGGAUCUCGCUGCAUAUCACCAACGGAGCAGAUAUUCACAAAGCGUAUCCAGCCAUGCGAAUGAAGAUAAUCGCUUGCCGCCGAUGUCGUCCAUGACUGUCGUUUCUGAGCGCCAGUCUUCCAUGUCUCCUGCCUCUUUUCUUUCUCCGCGAAGAAAGCGUUCAUUUUCGACAACGGAUACGGAGGUGGGCAGUAACGCUGAUCUUGUUUCGGAUAGUGCCAAACGCAUCUCUUCCAUCAAAUCUAUUCUGAACCCGACAGGCAGCGGUGGAAUGAAUCGACCUGGUAGCGCCGAUAUGGACGAUUAUACACUGCCGCCACUCCGAUCUGCCGGUGGACUGUUGAACCCACACGUCCAGGAUGUGUCCCCGAGUGCGGGGUCACGAAACGACGGACAGGGGCAUGGAGACAAAACUGAGAACGAACGUGUUAAGGCAGAGCGCCGAUUAGCACUACAGAGAGAAGCGGAUCAGAUGAGAGAAAUGCUCGCCGCCAAGAAGCGGGAAUUAAUGGAGCUGUGA
Messenger RNA from Metarhizium acridum CQMa 102, 1572 nucleotides. The record is from RefSeq and is a predicted model, not a curated record. NCBI's taxonomy places the organism in Eukaryota, Fungi, Ascomycota, Sordariomycetes, Hypocreales, Clavicipitaceae.